Molecule: messenger RNA, 3432 nt
Organism: Babjeviella inositovora NRRL Y-12698
Lineage: Eukaryota; Fungi; Ascomycota; Pichiomycetes; Serinales
Gene: SLA1
Product: cytoskeletal protein-binding protein
Exons: 3
Coding region: 1-3432 (1143 amino acids)
Molecular function (GO): protein-macromolecule adaptor activity; identical protein binding; ubiquitin binding
Source: RefSeq, a predicted model, not a curated record
AUGUCCUUCAUUGGUAUUUACAAGGCGAUUUACGACUACGCGCCGCAAUCGCCGGACGAGCUUGCGCUCACCCAGGACGACGUGCUCUAUCUCUUGGAAAAGUCCGACACCGACGACUGGUGGACCGUCAAGAAACAUAUUCCCGCUAGCCAAUCGUCGCCAGACGAACCCGAACCGUCGGGUUUGGUGCCGUGCACCUAUAUCGAGCCUGCUAUCCCGAUUCACACCGCCACGGCGCUCUAUGACUAUGAGCGCCAGACAGACGAGGAGUUGUCGGCUCCGGAGAACGCUACGCUUCAGGUGUACGACGUGUCUGACGUGGACUGGAUCCUUGUGGGGCUCAACUCACAGUAUGGGUUCAUGCCUGCCAACUACCUUGAGAUGUCUACUGCGGUCCCAGCCGCAGCUCCAGCCCCGGCCCCUGCCACGCUCGCAGCUCCAGUUGUCACCCACUUCCCUCCACCGCCACAGCAUCCAAAAUCCACGCCGUUGCCCCCACUCCCACAGGAGGCCUUCACGCCCCAGAGCAACAAGUACGGCGUCAGUGAGCCGGGAAGCGAGGACGAAGCCCCACCGAUGCCCCAAAGACCCACCGAAGCGGCUAGAAACACCAGCUCCGCCACCGUUGUCAGACUGUCGCCGCUGCCACCAUCAGUCCCAGAGCACGAGUACUCUGGCGAGUUCUUCAAGUGGCACAUCGCGGAGCUCGACGGCCGCAAGAAGAAGAAGGUUGUCUUGGUUGUGGGCAACAACCAGUUGUUUUUCCAGCCGGAAUCCGACAGCUCCUCCAGCGCCCGCCGCCACUGGUCCAUUGCCGAUUUAACGUCGGUUUCGACGGAAAAGAAGCAUGUGUUCUUGGAGUUGAAGAACCCACGGGAGUCGAUCGAACUCCACGCCGGCUCCCGAGACGUUGCCGAGGCCAUCUUUGCGAUCUGUGGCGAACUCAAGGGUGCCAACCAGGCGAAAGCCUUGAAGGAAGUGGCGCUGGCCUCUGAGCCUUCCAAGUCUAGCUUCAAGACCGCUAGGGUGUUGUUCGACUUUGACUCUCAGGGCACCGACGAACUUUCCGUCAAGGAAGACCAGGUGGUGUACGUCUUGAACGACUCAAAGUCGCAGGACUGGUGGAUGGUGCAGAAUGUCGACACUAAUAGAACCGGGGUAGUCCCUGUGUCGUACCUCGAGGUCAUAGGCACCAGCGCCCUUGCUAGCCUCACCAACCAGAAACUCACCGGGGAGAGUAAAAAGUCUAGUACCAGUGAUAAGCUCAAACGGAGAAUGUCGUUUGGGUUGUCCCCAGGAAGGUCCAAGUCUAGAGGCAAGGACGAAAGAGACAAGAUUCGUGAGAGAGACGAUCGUGAGAGAGCGCGCGAGAAUAACCGCGAACUGGAGCACCGAUCGAAGGGCUCUAGCUCCAAGGGCUCCAGCUCCAUGCCAAAUCUGCACCGCGUGCGCACAUGGAUUGAUAACUCGGGAACGUUCAAAGUCGAAGCGGAGUUCCUCGGCUGUGUCCAGGGAAAGAUCCACCUCCACAAAACUAACGGUGUCAAAAUUGCCGUUAGCGCCGAAAAGCUCUCCCUUGAAGAUUUGGAGUAUGUGGAGAAGAUCACCGGCACCAGCUUGGAAAGCUACAAGAAUUCACUCCAGAGACAGAGACAGAGAGAGAUGGAGAGAAAGAGGCAAAAUGAGAGAUCAGUUACUCCCCCUCCCAAGCCAGUUAGACCGGAGCAAAGCACCGAGAGAAUGCCAGAGAGAAAGCCGGAGAGAGUGGUGGUCCAAAACCCAAACAACCACGGACCAGCUCCUAGUUCCUACGACUGGUUCGAGUUCUUUUUGAGCUGUGGGAUUGACGUCGGCAACUGCCAGAGAUACACCUUGAACUUUGACAAGGAGAAAAUGGACGAGGGGAUCUUGGAAGACGUUACCCCGGCGCUCUUGAGAACAUUAGGGUUACGCGAAGGGGACAUUUUGCGUGUCACCCGCUUCCUUGACGCUAAGUUUGACCGCAAGAAGGAAGCCAAUAGUUCCGGCGCCGCUGAAACCCCAGUUUCUGGUGGUUUGUUCACCGAACCAACCGGUGCCCUUAAGGUGAACGCCGAGCCUGUGCCCAAGGUGGACGUUUCUGGGUUACCCUCCCCCGUGAAAACGGCCCCUGAGAGAAACUUGCUUGAUGACGAUGCCUGGGCUGUUAAGCCGGCGAUUUCUGCCGGCUCCACGCCGUUUACCGGGUCCAUGCAGGAUUUGUUGGACAUCAAGCCGUUGGUUCCAACCAAGUCGGGUGAGCAGCCGCAAGCUGCGCCAGUGCCAGCUCCAGCGGUACAGCCCGUCAAAACCGGCGGUAAUGAAGUCCAGUUACCACCAACCACUGACCGUUCGGAAAUCGCAGCGCAGCAGACGGGCGGGCUAGUGGCCAUGCCUACUGGCUUCAUGCCGAUUGCCUAUCAGCCAACCGGGUUUAUGCCUAUCCAGCAGACCGGUCUUGUCGCAAUCAGAACUGGUGGCUUGGCUCCUCUCCAAACCGGCUCGUUCAUUGUUCCGUUGCAGACCGGGGCUUUCACCAACGUCAUGCCUGUGACCUCUUUCGGGGUUUCCUCUCAGAUGACUGGCGGGAUUCCAUCUCAGACUACCGGUGGUCUUAUUCCAUUGCAGAGAACCGGUGGAUUGAUUCCAUUGCAAAGAACUGGUACUACACAACUUCCUGCCGUGAUGCCACAGACCAGCUUUGGCGCCAUGCCGUCUCAAAUUACCGGUGGGUUGAUUCCAUUGCAAAGAACUGGUGGUACUGCACAGCUUCCUGCCGUGAUGCCACAGACUAGCUUUGGUGCCGCGCCUUCUCAGAUCACUGGGGGCAUGCCAUCUUUUGGCAUGCCGGCUCAGACUACUUUUGGGAACGCUCAAAUGCCUGGGGGCUUGCCACAACCUAAUGGGUUCGCACCGCAAACCAGUUUUGGGACCCAGCCGACCGGUUUCAUUCCCCAGUCGUCUUUCGGUCAGCAGUUGGCGAUCCAGAAGACCGGUGGUGUGGCAGUGCAGCCAAACUUUUCUGUGAACGUUCCGCCCUUGCAGCCUCAACAGACGUUCCAGACUCCAAACCAGUUUGCCAUGCCCCAAAACACCUUUGGGUUACAAUCCCCCGGAUUUAACAACUUUGCUCCUCCGCAACAGCAAAUGAACCAGUUGAAUAAUAUGUUCCAGCAGACGAGUAUCUCGACGCCGGGCCUCAACCAAGGCCAAACUUUUAACCAAAAUCUUUCGCAACCACCAACUUCCUUUGGCGGUAGUGGGUUUACUGGAUUCGGCAACGAGAGCUCCACGCUCCAAUCCCAGCCGACGGGAGCGGGCUUCGGAAACGGGCCGCAGUCGUUACUGUCGCAGGUUACCGGGAGACGAGCAAACUUGAACUCGGCCACACCAAACAAUCCGUUUGGGUUCUAG